AAUAGUCUUACUAUUUAAGAUUUUACAGUGUUUAAUAGUUAAACUAGUUGAAAAUCUGAAUGUGGAAAGCAAUCAAGAUGAAAGUUACCAUGAGACAACAGAGUUCAUGAUUCAAAGGGAAAGAAAGGGAUGAAAGAAGCAGAAUAAUAACACUGGGCUUCAAAAGAGCAAACUUCAACAAACUCAAGGAAUUGGUACAUGAGGUCCUGGGGGAGGAAUUGAAUGGCAAAGAAAAAUUAAAGAGAGAUGAGAGUUUCUAAAAAGAUGUCUCUAAAACAGGCCAUAAUUUAAGUAUAACAACUGUCUAUCCUCAUGCAAAGGAGAGAAAACUGUGGCUGCAUUAGGGACUCAUCAAUGACAAAAAAAUAUACUGAAAAAGGAGGAACAAGAAGGCUGCAUUGUCAAGAAUAGAUAUAAAAGAAGAGCACAGCAGGUUAGGAAGAAAACUGGACAGACAAUGCUUUUGUCAGCAAGGGAAAAGCAAAACAAUUAAAAUGAAUUUUUAAAUAUUUUCUAUUAUUCAAUAAGAACUCUGCUUACUGGGAGAGGUGAAUAAGUAUCAGAUAGUGCAAAAGGCUGAAGUGCCUGCUGUUUCACUGCCCUACCCUCUGAACAAUGCCUAUCAAGAUCAAAGUUAACCAGGACUGCAGGUCAGAAUGGGAGAUUAUCAAGCUAAUUAGAUGUAUUAGAACAUUAACUUCUGGUUAAAUCUAUUAUAUAAUACUAAGGAGGAAAAUUGAAAUAAUAUUGAAAUUAUUGUGGUUUUGAUUGAGGAAGAAUGAGUGAGUGCCAGGGAACCAGAAAAUAAUACUGUUUUUUAAAAGUGGGCAAGAGCACAAGAAUGAGUGGAAAGGCAAGAUAAUGACAGAGAAUCAACCAAACUUUGAUACUCGAAGAGUUACUGAAAAAGCUGUCUAAAAAUCUGCAAGCAUAGAGACUAAUUUAAAAGGCUGACAUGCAUUUGCCCACAAAGUAAUUUUUAAAUAACCUAAUGGUCCCCUUUGUCAGGGUAACUGUCCCAAUAGAUAAAACCAGUAUAUUGUAUGUUGAAAUCAAUAAAUGCCUUGACAACAGAUCCUUCUGAGCUGAUUAUGUAUUAGGUUGCUAAGAUUCAGGUGAUGGGAUUCUAAGGUGAAUACACAAACUAGUUAAUACAUCAUUUCAAGGGGUAAUUACCAGUGUUUGUUAAAUUGUGAAAGUAAAUUGAGGGGGGGUAGGACUACCCAUAUGUUACAAGUGAAAAGCAGGUACAGAUCCCUCAGGGACAAGGCACAAUACUAAUAAGUGAAAGCUUUGGCUUUAUCAAAAGUGUAGCAUUCCCACAGUGGGAAUCCUGGGGCCCCAGCACUAAUCAAGUGGGGGCCCAAUGCGUUGCAGUCCUGCUAAGGAGUGAAGCUCGAGGGAAAGCCCUGCAGAAGUGAGUAAUGAAACCCGCACUGAUUGACAUUUCGUACAGAUGCGAUGUCCUGUUUUGCUCAUUAGCUAACUGGUGUAAUGCAGGUGCUGCUGUCUGAAUUCCAAGAUCCACAGAUGUUCUACAGCUUGGCAGCCAUGCAGAUGUGGGGGAAGUAAACUGUCCUGGCUCACUGUAACGAGGUAAAACGUACUUGGUUCUCAACACACUCAGAAACAAGUUAUCAUAGGUUACAGUAACAACAGGAUAAAACCUGCUUGGGACUAUACGUACUCUGAUGAGGGAGGCAACCUGUCUGAGGUUACUGUAAAGUUUUCUCACGCUUUACUCUGCAUUAUUAUGCGUAGGACCUGGAUCAGUUGUGUCUGUGAAUUUUACUGUUGAAACACAAGGUGGGAUGGAAAGCGCACUUACACAAUAUACAAGAUUAGACCUCACAAUAAUCAUGAUAAUGGUUUCAAUUUAAGCUUUGUCUUACAUUUUUGAACAAUAAAUAUUAAAUGAAAACUAACUACAGAGCUUCAGAAAAAAUCUCUGGGAACCAUAAUAGUUCACAAGCUGAAUAUGAACCCCUGUGUACAGUUUUCAAAAAGGAAAAAAAGAGGAAGGAUGGGGGGGAGCAGUAGAAGACCUGAGGUGUACUACACAAGAGCUAUAGUGAGCUAUAUGACAGAAAAUUUUGCUCUGUUUGGCGCUAGUGAAGCAUCAGCAGGAAUACUUUACCAUUUACACACUGCACCUAAGAUACAUACAGGCAAAAUGAAAGAAAAGAGGACCACAAAAAAAUAUAUGUUUAGAAACAUGAAAUGAGAAAGACUGAAAGAACUGGACUUAUACAGACAAGAUUAGAUUGAGCAGAACUGUGAAUAUGAAAUGUUGCUGUAAAAAGCUGUAGUAGUUGCAGAGUGAGGGUUUUUUUCAUGUUCUGUGAAGUUUAAGUCAAGCACUAUUAGAUUUGAAGCAAAGGUGAUUCUGUGUCAGGUUUUACAUUGGAAAGCUUCACGUGAAGCACUGGAAUAGGUUACCCUUCUGUAACGCACCUGUAGGAUCCCUUUUCCUGUAAGUUUGUAAGAACAGAUGAGAUAAAACUGUCGUAAGUGCACAGGCCCACUUGUUCCUGUCCCUGUGAAGGGAGAGGGACUCAGUAGAGAUCUUCAGUCCUGUGUGUCUCAGUAAAGUAAAUUGGUACACAUUCAAAUACUUAGCUGCAAUCAGGGAAUGCUAUUAAUUUGCUUAUUAAUUUAAUUGUAUUCCAGUCACUUUAAUCUUCAAGGUUUUACUUGCAUAAAUGAUUCAUGCUAAAAGCAGCAGAGGGGUUAGAGUUCAAGCCUGCUGUGCACAUCCAUGUGUUGAGGGAGUCAGCUGCUGAGAACAGAGUCACCAUCCCUGGAGUGUUCAUGUGUAUAUGUGGCACUUAGGGACGUGGUUUAGUGGUGGACUUGGCAGUGCUGGGUUAAUGGCUGAACUCGAUGAUCUUAAAGGUUUUUUCCAACCUAAAUGGUUCUAGGAUUCUGUCACUGCCUCAGCUAAAUUUCUACAACUUUUCCCUUCCUUUAUGUAGUAAUUUCCUGGAUGUGAAGUCUCAAUAUAACCAGGAGGUGGCACAAGAGACCCUUUGCAGACUUUUAGAUGUACGUGUCGCGCACUGUGAGCAAAGCCAAUAGCAACAUUUGCAGGAUGCUUGAUGAAAGUGACUGGAAUAAAGAAAAUAGGAAGAAAUGGUGUAUAGUGAGGAAUACAGAAGGGGGAAAAUAGCUAGAAAUGAGAAAUGGAGAAGAGCCUUGAAGUCAGGAAAAAAAAAAGGUAACAUUUAUUUCCGUUUAAUUUGAACAGACUGGUUUUGGAGCAGUACAAAGACCUGAUUUAUAUUAGGUGUAAGUUAAAGGAAGGGAGAGUCAGUGAAACAUUUUCACUGCUGGGACCAAUGCAUUUCAAAGCUGCAUUGUAUGGCAUAAACCAGGAUGGGCACAAAGGGUGAUAGAUGACCCAAGGCUGCCCGCUGUGAUAGCUCAUUCUCCUGCUGACUGACUCAUCAUGCUCAAAUGCUAAUUCUAAAAUCAAGGGGGAAAAUGAUUCAUUCUUUAAUAGCUGGAAGUGAAAAAUUACUUUCAAGAAUGAUAAAUGCUUUGGUCAGUGUUGCUAAAUUUCUUUAGAAAGUAUUUGUGGGAAACAUGAAUGUAAUGAAAAAUUUCUGAUUUAAUGCAUUCUUACUUUUCUAUGUUGUUCAAUGUAACUUUAGAAGUAACCAUCAUGAAAAAAAAUAUCCUUCAGCAGACUGACAAAGAAAAAGACCUUGAUGUAAAAUGUGAAAUUAGCCUGUUAGGUUUUGAAAAGAUUUCAAGUGUGACAUUUUGUGCUCUUAAUCAGAUUGUUAGUUUGAAUGUUCUGAACAGUUACUCAAACCAGUGGGAUUUAUGUGAAUUUGCAUAUGCACAUUAUUCCUUCUAAAUGCAUCUCAAAUCUCUAGAUAAUUCAUAUUUUUAAAACAACCCAGAUCCUAAAGCAUAUUUAUGCAUCUAACAAUUAAUACCUAUCUACUUUGGAAAAUAAAACCAUUUCUAAAGCCCCUUUUCAUGCUGCUUCCUUUCAAAUAAUAGUUUUUAAAGUCUAAUUACUACUCUAGACAGAAUUAAACCAACUACAGACUUCUGAGUAGUUUUGUUUGAGCAGUGUCCAUAGAGAUCUCUCUCGAUGGCAAUAUGAUAGCGAUGAGUGCUGAAGAAGGAUUUACAUUCCUGAAACUAUAAUAGUUUGUCUAAUAAUAAAUGAAUAAUAAAUAAAUAAAUACAUCUGGUGCUGAAGCUUGCUUCUCUACCAACAGCCGUACAUGUUUUAAAUGUAGUCCUGAUUUAUAUUGAAUUUUAAUUUUUUGAUAAGUUUAAAUAUGGGUAAGGAACCGUUAAAAGCCUCAUAUGCUUAUUAAUAUUUGCAGCAUCUCUACAGAAUGUAUAUCUUUUUAAAACAUUUCACUGAUUCUGCUUAGCUGCUGGUGGCAGCCUUGUGUUAAGGAGCCAUGGGAGCUCUUGGCAUUUUGGGUGCUGUGUUGAUUUAGAUCAAUUCUGAACAUGAUGAAACAUUUAAUUUUCAUCUAUGCAUUGUCACUAUGUUUAUUUCAGGCCCUCGUGGUAUUUCUGUGCAUAUGGUCUUUAAAUUCCUCAUGGAAAAAUAGUUCUUAUUCUUGUCAAAGAGGAAAGAUUAUAAUAAUUGAUAAUACAAAUGGCUUCUAACCAUUGUUUUUAGUGCUUUUAAGUCCUAAAUAAUGAUUACUCAGCAAUGGAAUGGUUGGAUAAACACAUCAAGGCAAAGACUCUAUUGUACAGUAGAUGCCAGCAGCCCUUGCUUCCCCGGCAGGCCUUCCCAGGAAAUCUGCAUGUCCACUGGUGAACACACAUCUUCCUGUGUGACAUAAACUGCCUUUUUUUUAAUCUUUGAGUUGCUUCACUAUCUAGCUACUCCAGAGGACCACAGAUUCACUCUAAUCUGGUCUCCCAGGACCCUCCACUGUUACGGUAAAGGGUCAUCUGCUGGUACAAAAUGACAGUCCCUUCCUUUGAUCUUGUGUACCCCCACUGCAGCAAAGCCAAGUGGUAGCAGUUUUCUCCAGUAUCUGUGGGGAACUUAAGGUACUUGGCAACCCUUGACUACUCUCUCUUCAGUUCCCUCAUAGCUUCAGUAGAGAAGGAAUAUCUCAGCACAAUCCUGCCCCUCUGCAGGGCUCUGAACUGGCUUACUAGGGCAGAGCCGAGCUUUGGGCUGGAAGAUGUGGAGCAGCAAUUAAUUCUCAAAGGCCAAGCUGUUAUCCCAAAAUAUUUCUAUUAUCAACUACCUAGUCGGCAUCCAAGCAGUACUAGGUAGUUCUGCAGAACCUCCUCAGCACAAAACAAGCGUUGUGUGUACACAUUUCUUCAAAGCUGAACAGGAAGGUGCUGACUCCACAAAGAGGGCAUCUGUGUAUUCUGCAAACAUCUGCAUAAAGUAUUGCCAUUAUCUACUACGGUAAAUGGAUCUUCAGACUCCUGCUAGUGGCAAUCAUGUUGGUAUGUCUGAGCUCUUUGUCUCUGCCUCCCUAUAGUUGCAGAGUAAAAGCCACUAUCUGUUCCUGAUCUCUACUCUGACGAAUUUCAUUAGUGUGAGCAGGUUUUCAUCUCAUUGGUAAUAUCACUUGAUUUUAAACAUGGUAUUUCUGAAUCACAGUUUAGCAGAAGGUUUUCAAACAAGCAUCUAAUGAAUAAUAGAAACAGAAAGAAGGCAGCUUAAGAAUUUCAGAUAAAAUUAAACUAGCAUCUGUUAAAUGUUGUAGCAGUCAUUUCAUUCAGAAGUCAUCUGCCAUCUAUCCAGGAUAUUUGUACAUUUUAUGUGUAAUGGAAAUGAGAUUUGGUUUAACCUUGUCACAGUGUGAUCAGUUUGUGGCUCUGGGAGCUCAGCAUAUGACACCAUCUUUCUGCAGUGCCAUUUGCUUUAAUACAAUGCAAUUAAUAAACCAGCAGUGUAUAAAGACGUAAUUUGCAGCUCAGAUGAUAAAAAUGUUUUAAAAUAUGUAAAGGCAGAUGUAUCAGUGGAUGCUAAAACUCAAGAUUUUCUCUUUUUUAGAGCUCCAUCAUAGGUCAUGUAUUCUUUUUGUCCUAUACAACAGCUUUCCAAGUGUCCUUCUUUGUUGACAUAAUGGAGAUAGACUCUUUCAUACUUUAAAAAAAUAUUUGUUUAGUUAUAUAUAACAUACAUAAGAAUGUAAGUAGCAUGUAAGUAUAUUAUUUAUAGUUAUGUAUAAUAUUCUGUAGAUACUAAGAAUGGAAAUAAUUCCAGGCACAUGGGAGGUAUUGAUCUCAUUAGGACAGGAUUUUACCCCAUCUGUGAUGCAGAAUGCUGUUAAAGUAAUCAGAAAGAUUUAUAUUGAGCAGGAAGCUUGCAGAAAAGUUACACUUCCUUUUUCUGACAUUCAUGAGAGUUUAGUCCUUGGUAAUGGCAUUUUGCCUGACUGCUGGGAAGGCUUGCCAGGAUUCUGCAAGCAGGCAGUGGCACUGGUAUUCCCAAUACUGACUGGAGAGGUUGCUGCCAGGCCACGUGUUAAGUACAGCUGACUCAAGGGACUUGUCAUUUAGUAAUUGAGUGAACAGAGCAGAUUCCUCUAUGUCUCCUCUCCAUCGCACGCCUGCUUGGUCUGCUCUAUGAAAUAUGUUGCCAACAGAAUUGUCUAAUGCUCAGAAGUUCUGGUAUUUUAAAACAUUUGCUCAGGUUUGUGGUGGGGGUAGUCUUCACAUUUACCUAAUGAAAAUAAUAGUUAAGAAAUAACCCGUGCUUGGAAUAUUUGAGGUGGGGAGGGGGAAGACAGGUGUGGGGGGAGGUGUUAUAAAAUAGAGGAAAUUUAAAAGCAAUCUUGAACAAUUUGCUCAAGUAAACAUUCUAAACUUUUCAUUGUUAAUAUAAAAAAUGCUUGGGAAGGAUAUAUGGAUGAGAUUUCAAGUCAUUAGAUAUCUAACACCUUCAUAUGGUGAAAAAAACCACAAAUAUAUAUACAUAUAUAUAUAUAUCCUGCAGGGCUUUGUCCAUGCUAGAGAUGUUUGUGGACUUCUUUAAGUAGAUAACAUGUAUGGGAGAUAUUAAGGCUUGAAUGUUUAUUUAGACAUGUUUAUACCAGUUGCCUCAGUUUCCUGCAGGAAGCUUGUUUAGUGGGCUCAGGCUGCUGCUGCAGUGCAUGGUGCAAUGUCGAUCCCUACCUACACAGGCCAGAAACAAAGGGCUCUGGGAGGGCUCUGGGAGGGCUCUGGUCAUGCAUGGUUGUGGUUCUAAAUCGGUUAUUAGACACCUUUAAAUAAAGGUGACAAUCAUGUUUCUAUUUUUAUUUGGUUAGAGACAAACUCCUGAACAGUGUCAUCACUGGUAGAGCAGAGCAGGACUCAGAGUAUGCCAUGAGGAUGAACAGCCAAGGAAAGACAGAGCUUAAAACGUGUUCAGAAGUCAAACUUGAAUAUGAUUCAAUGAAACAAUUUUCUGGUAAACAAAAACCUGUAGGAUUUCACGAUGAAUGGAUGUAGCUACUACAUCUGGAGUGGACAAGAGGUUGAAAUGUUUGUUUUAGGAAAAGAUAGACAAAGAGGUUUGAAUAAAACUUUUUACUGGAUUAAUAUAAGGAAAAAUAUAUCUCUUAUAAGAUUAAAACUGAAUAAAUUGGAAGAUUUAGACAUAUAUCAGGUAUGAUGGUUUCAGUCUCCAAACCUCUGUCUGUCAGUCUAAGAAAUAUCUAGAAGCAUGGUUACAGUAACUGUUACCGAUGAGAAAUGCAGCAGGAGUGGCAGAAUAACAGGGCCAGUCCCAGGGUAAAGGGACAAUAGAGCGCUGGGUUUGUGUGCAGGUGGUAGAGGCAAGAACAAGGACAGACAAAUCAGUCAUGGUUUCUGGAGGCAGAGUGAUAUCAAGCAGGGGCAUGAUAGGAAUUAUCAAUGGUGUGGAAGUUCCACACCAGUUCUUGUAUGGGAGGGGAGGGUGAAAAGGAGAGAGAAUUCGUGGUUACCCUGCAGUAAAAAACUGCCCCAAAAGUUCCCCAGCGCCGUUUGAGGCCGCUCAGCUCCAUAAAUGCCAUUUGCAUGGGGAUAGGAUGUAACAAGAGCUGUAAAUCACUGAUGGCGGAGUGAACUCCUCAGGGGCAGACACGGCGGAGCCGAGCCUCCACGAGCUGAGGCAAUGUGUGAACGAUAUCUUUUGUUGGGGGAGAGGACUGAUCGCAAUUAGAUGAUACUUAUCUGGCCCUUUGAUGUGUAUUUACACAAACAACGUUUUCCUCCGGGAGUUGAGGUAUAAAGUAGGGGCGCGCGCUCUCCGACACCCUCCUUCCCGGCAUCUCUGAAACAAGGCAGGAUGACCAAGGCCCCUUUCUCCGUCGAAUGGUUGUCCCAGAGCAGCCAGGCUCUCAAGAGCCCCACCGAGGGCUCUCCGCAUCGAGCAUCCUCCGCGGGCCACCGGCCCGGCUCUGGUUCCAGCCCUGGCUCUGGCUCCAGCCCCGGCUCGAGCGAGCGGAGCCGGGAGCAGUCUGCCGGGCCGCGGGCCGGGAGAAGCGGCAGGAGCAGGGAGCGCGUGGAGGCCACUCCCGCUGCAGGUAACCGCGUGUCCGCGGCCGUCGGGGCGUCCUGGAGCUCCCGCGCCGGGGGAGGAGGGCGGGCGGGCCUGGACCCCCCCGGGGCCCCGGGAAGGCACCACUUCGCUGUGGCAAAGGAGUCGGGCGAUUCCCUACGCGUUCCCGGGCGUGGCUGACCCUUUCCUCCUUCUCCCCUUUCUCAGGAGCAGACGGGCGGCCGUCGGGAGCGGGGCAGCCCGUGCCUGAGGACGGUCCCGAGUGCUCGGGCCCCGAGGAGCCCGGCGGCCGCGGCGGGCGGCGGCUGCGCACGGCGUUCAGCGCCGAGCAGAUCAGCACCCUGGAGAGCUCCUUCCAGCGGCAGCAGUACCUGGGAGCCGCCGAGCGCCGGCAGCUGGCGGGCAGGAUGCGCCUCUCCGAGGUGCAGAUCAAGACUUGGUUUCAGAACCGCCGGAUGAAGCUCAAGCGGCAGCUGCAGGAGUUGAGGACGGAGCCAUUCUGCAGCCCCCCUCUCCCUUACGGACCUCAGGGCGGUGUGGUGCCCUUGCCUCUCGCAUACGUGGCCCGACCACCACCUCUGCCCCGGCAAGGGGCCGCCUCUGAGGGCUUCACCUUGGCGGCUCUGCCGGCACCCGCCCUGGACCUCAGCAGGGCCUGCAGAACACAGCCAGUAGGCUUUUGGGCGGCACCCUGCUUUGUGGGGUACAGGGAUCCCAGAGCUUUCUUGCUGGGUGUCUGACCCUCUGAUAUGGACUAUGACUAAAGAGGAUUUGCACUACUGAUAGAUAUUUGGGUUGCCCUUGUCUGUAACUGCCUGGCGGAGUUAUGAUGCAGCACUGAACAAAACAUUUAACAAAGACAUGCUGGACAAACUGGACUAUGGACUUCAGGCCUCUGCAUUUAUAGGCAACUAUAAAAUAGAAACAGAGUGGGACAAACACUAAUAUAAAUGGAAUCCUUUAAUAAACCUAUUUUUUUUCCA
Pipra filicauda (Wire-tailed manakin) is the source of this 9462-nucleotide messenger RNA. Its product is annotated as homeobox protein HMX2-like. The record is from RefSeq and is a predicted model, not a curated record. Lineage: Eukaryota; Metazoa; Chordata; Aves; Passeriformes; Pipridae. Gene Ontology annotation, molecular function: DNA-binding transcription factor activity, RNA polymerase II-specific; RNA polymerase II cis-regulatory region sequence-specific DNA binding. Gene Ontology annotation, biological process: regulation of transcription by RNA polymerase II.